Molecule: messenger RNA, 4497 nt
Organism: Bufo bufo (common toad)
Lineage: Eukaryota; Metazoa; Chordata; Amphibia; Anura; Bufonidae
Gene: SLC4A7
Product: solute carrier family 4 member 7
Exons: 27
Coding region: 171-3908 (1245 amino acids)
Biological process (GO): bicarbonate transport; regulation of intracellular pH; transmembrane transport
Cellular component (GO): basolateral plasma membrane; plasma membrane; apical plasma membrane
Molecular function (GO): solute:inorganic anion antiporter activity; sodium:bicarbonate symporter activity; monoatomic anion transmembrane transporter activity
Source: RefSeq, a predicted model, not a curated record
AGAAAGAGUGCGGGGCAGGAGGCGGAGGAAGCCACCGCUCUCUUUCCGAUAAAGAUCCUGCCAGAGCCGGGGCUGUGUGAGGAAAGCCCGGAACCGGCCGUACAGUGUAAUCUCCCGGCCAGUGUCUCCAUCAUCCCAGGGGUCCGUCCACGAGGAGGCGGGAGGAGGCCAUGGACGAGGACCGCUCCGGAGAGCAGAUGAGACCGCUUCUCACCACGGGUCACGAUGAAGAAGCAGUGGUUGAUCUGGGGAAAACCAGUUCUACUGUCAACACAAACUACGAGAAGGAAGAAUUGGAAAGUCACAGAGCGGUUUAUAUUGGGGUUCAUGUACCACUAGGCAGACAGAGCCGUAGACGCCAUAGACAUCGGGGGCACAGGCAUCACCGGAGAAGAAGAGAAAAAGAAAAUGAUAAAGAUGAUGGCCGAGAAUCUCCAAACUAUGACACCCCAUCACAACGUGUCCAAUUUAUUCUGGGCACCGAGGAUGAUGAUGAAGAACACAUCCCACAUGACCUCUUUACAGAAAUGGAUGAGCUAUGCUUUCGGGAUGGAGUGGAAUGUGAAUGGAAGGAGACGGCAAGGUGGCUCAAGUUUGAGGAAGAUGUUGAAGAUGGUGGAGACAGGUGGAGUAAACCUUACGUGGCCACCCUAUCUCUACACAGCCUCUUUGAGCUGCGAAGCUGCAUACUUAACGGUACAGUGAUGCUGGACAUGAGAGCGAGCACUAUCGAGGAAAUUGCAGAUAUGUUGCUGGAUAACAUGACUGCGUCAGGUCAGCUGGACGAUUCCAUGAGGGAACAGGUCAGAGAAGCUCUCUUGAAGAGGCAUCACCACCAGAACGAGAAGAAGCUAAGUAACCGCAUCCCUCUGGUGCGGUCCUUCGCUGACAUAGGCAAGAAACAUUCUGAUCCUCACUUGCUUGACCGAAACGGGGAAGGCCUUUCAGCCUCCCGUCUCUCAUUGCGAGCAGAAUCUCGCCUUUCCCUACUCCUCAAUUCUCUUCUUCCUCCCUCGAGAGGCGGAACCCCAGCUGGCUCCAGGCAAACCACCCCUGUACCAACCCCCCAAAACUCACCACCCUCUAGCCCCAAAUUCAGUCGGUUGGAGUCAUCAAGUUCUGAGCGGUGGGUCCCAGAGGUACAGCCUGUUACUGGUGAUGUUAUUCCUAUGGUAAUAGUUCAUCCGCCAGAGGAGGAUGGCGAAAAUGAUGAAGUCUCCGUCAUAAAGAAGGAAGAACAUGGUGAUAUCUAUCCAGGGCUGCUAUCUUCACCACAGUCCGCUCCAGGAAAUUUAGAUGUUGGCAAAUCGGCUGAGCUGAAACGGAACGGAACAGGGGGCAGUCAGGAGAACAGCACCGUGGACUUUAGUAGGGUUGACAUGAACUUCAUGAGGAAAAUCCCUCCAAGAGCUGAGGCAUCGAAUGUCUUGGUGGGAGAAGUAGAUUUUUUGGAUCGGCCGAUUAUUGCCUUUGUCAGAUUAAGUCCAGCAGUUCUCCUCUCUGGUCUAACAGAAGUACCGAUCCCAACAAGGUUCCUUUUUGUAUUAUUGGGUCCAACUGGAAAGGCAGCACAGUACCAUGAAAUAGGAAGAUCCAUUGCUACACUAAUGACAGAUGAGAUAUUCCACGAUGUAGCCUACAAGGCAAAAGAUAGAAAUGAUCUUCUUGCAGGAGUAGAUGAAUUUCUAGACCAAGUAACAGUCCUACCUCCAGGAGAGUGGGAUCCAUCCAUUCGUAUUGAGCCACCAAAAAGUGUUCCAUCUCAGGAGAAGCGCAAGAUCCCAACAAUACCAAAUGGUUCCACCCCAACAGGUGAGACGAUAAAGGAGGAGCAGCAUCAUGCUGGCCCCGAGCUUCAGAGAACUGGAAGGGUUUUUGGUGGUUUGAUGCUUGACAUCAAAAGGAAAGCACCUUUUUUCUUGAGUGACUUCAAGGAUGCAUUAAGCCUGCAGUGCCUGGCCUCCGUUCUUUUCCUAUACUGUGCCUGUAUGUCUCCUGUAAUCACUUUUGGAGGUCUUCUGGGAGAAGCCACACAAAACAGAAUAAGUGCAAUAGAGUCUCUUUUUGGAGCAUCAUUAACAGGCAUUGCCUAUUCUCUCUUUGCUGGACAACCUCUCACUAUAUUGGGAAGCACAGGACCUGUCCUGGUGUUUGAGAAGAUACUGUUCAAAUUCUGCAGGGAUUAUGGCCUGUCCUAUCUGUCGCUGCGCACCAGCAUUGGUCUAUGGACAGCUUUCUUGUGUUUAUUGCUGGUGGCCACGGACGCAAGUAGUCUAGUCUGCUACAUCACACGGUUUACAGAAGAAGCAUUUGCUGCUCUUAUUUGUAUUAUAUUUAUUUAUGAAGCAUUGGAGAAACUGUACGAUUUGGGAGAAAAAUACGCUUUCAAUAUGCACAAUGAUAUUGAGUUGCUGACACAAUACUCGUGUGUCUGUGCAGAGCCAGCCAUCCCCAGCAAUGAAACUUUGGCUGCGUGGAGUGAAAAGAACAUCACAACCAGUGAAGUACACUGGAGUAACCUCACCGUCUCUGGGUGUCUUGCGCAUCAUGGUUCGUUUGAGGGUCCAGCAUGCGGUCAUCAUGGUCCAUAUAUACCAGAUGUUUUCUUCUGGUGUGUCAUCCUAUUUUUCACUACAUUCUUCCUUUCAGCCUUCCUGAAGCAGUUCAAGUUUAAGAAUUAUUUUCCAACCAAGGUACGUUCUACAGUCAGCGAUUUUGCCAUCUUCCUGACUAUAGUCAUUAUGGUUCUCAUUGACUAUCUUGUGGGUGUUCCAUCACCAAAGCUCCAUGUUCCUGAAAAGUUUGAGCCCACUCUGAAAGAUAGAGGAUGGAUCAUAGAUCCUCUUGGGCGUAAUCCUUGGUGGACCUUAUUAGCUGCUGCCAUCCCAGCCUUGCUAUGCACCAUUCUUAUCUUCAUGGAUCAGCAGAUCACUGCUGUGAUUAUUAACCGGAAGGAGCACAAGCUAAAGAAAGGGGGUGGCUAUCAUCUGGACCUUUUUAUGGUCGCCAUCAUGCUGGGAAUCUGUUCCAUCAUGGGCUUACCAUGGUUUGUAGCUGCAACUGUUCUAUCCAUCAGCCAUGUUAACAGCUUAAAAGUGGAAUCUGAGUGUUCUGCUCCAGGAGAACAGCCAAAAUUCCUGGGCAUCAGAGAACAGCGAGUGACUGGUCUUCUGAUCUUUGUUCUGAUGGGACUGUCUGUGUUCAUGACCUCUGUAUUAAAGUUUAUUCCAAUGCCGGUUCUGUAUGGUGUGUUCCUGUAUAUGGGCGCCUCUUCACUCAAGGGUAUACAGUUUUUCGACCGAAUCAAGCUGUUUGCGAUGCCUGCCAAGCAUCAGCCAGACCUGAUAUAUCUCCGUUAUGUUCCCCUCUGGAAAGUCCACGUCUUCACGGUCAUACAGCUCACAUGUCUUGUGCUGUUGUGGGUGAUCAAAGCGUCUGCUGCAGCUGUUGUGUUCCCCAUGAUGGUUCUUGCCCUGGUAUUUAUCCGCAAACUUUUAGAUUUCUGUUUUACCAAGCGUGAAUUAAGCUGGUUGGAUGAUCUGAUGCCCGAAAGUAAGAAAAAGAAAGAAGAUGAUAAGAAGAAAAAAGAGAAGGAGAUUGAAGAUGAUUCACCUGAGGAAGCGGAACGAAUGCUUCAGGUAGAGGAUAGCGAAAAUGUGCCGCUUGACUAUGAGGGCAGGAGCCUUCUCCAGAUUCCUGUAAAGAGCUUGAAGUACAGCCUUGAUCCAUCAGUUGUAAACAUAUCAGAUGAGAUGGCAAAAACUGCACAGUGGAAGGCUCUUUCCAUGAACCCUGAAAAUGCCAAAGUAACCAGGUCUAACCAGAGUCCUGACAAACCGGUUAGUGUGAAGAUCACCCUAGAAGAUGAAAGUUUCCGAAAAUACGUGGAUGCCGAAACCUCCUUAUAGAACGAACCCCCAUCAAGAAGACGAGCGUGGAAAGAGAAGCGUGUGCGAGAUUGUAUGUGACGUGUGUGAAUGUACCUGGCGUGGGUAUCAGACCAUCAGUGCGUGCAAACAUUUCCAGAAUACUGUGUGUGCACCGGAUAAAUUAUUAGCACUGUAAAUACUGUAUAGGAUCUCAGGCGGGCUGUCUGCACAGGAUGAUCACUCGGCAAUUAUUUAUUCAAUAGGAAUUUUUAUAGAAUUCUUUUUAAUUGUAUAUUUAAUAACCUGUCAUCAAGCAAUAGUGUUAAACCCGAACCAUCGGGCAGUUCUCCAUAUGUCAUUCCCAUGUUCAUGUAUAAUGCAGAUCUGUUUUGCUUUUUAUUAGAUUUUUUUUAAGUCCUAAUUUGCUUGGGUGGAAUCAUUAGCCAAACCUGCCAGUAGGGUCCCCUUAGGACAGUGGAUUUUAUCUUCAGUUGACAAAAGAACAAAGCAGAGAAGUCAUUGCUUCUACAGAGCACUUUGGCCUUCCAUACCCCUAAACGCGUUCUGUAAGAUGCCAGUUACCUCAGACAAACCAUAGUACCCCCCGGCAUGGCUACACUGUGUAUUG